Drosophila ananassae is the source of this 885-nucleotide messenger RNA. RefSeq names its product leukocyte surface antigen CD53. Lineage: Eukaryota; Metazoa; Arthropoda; Insecta; Diptera; Drosophilidae. The coding region runs from base 111 to 734 and encodes 207 amino acids. Gene Ontology annotation, cellular component: membrane. The record is from RefSeq and is a predicted model, not a curated record. The transcript is spliced from 6 exons.
AUUUGUUCAGAUAUUUAGUAUAGUUACGACUUGCAACGAGUGAUCAUCGAUAUCGGAAUUAAUAAGUACGGAAGAUAUAGAGUACGCAUUGGGGAAUACUCUAUAUUGAUAUGGUUUCGAUUAGGAGUCUAGCACUAGUUUUCAAUACCUUGAGCGUGUUUCUGGCUAUUGCCGUAAUUGUUAUUAAUGUCACCGACAUCCCGGAUACUGGCAACGAAGAAAUACCAUUUACUUAUGGAUUCUUGGUCUUGGGAGCUUUAACCAUCCUGGUUUGCCUCUUUGGCUUCGUCGGUGUUUUGAAGGGACACAUUUGCACCACAUGGACGUAUGCCAUUAUGCAGCUGGUUUUACUGAUAGCAAUGAUCGCCCUAAUGACUGUCUUCAAAAUGCAUCAUACUAAGAAAACACCUCCCGAGGAAAUUUUAAAUCAAGCCAUUAUAAGUCAAAAGGAAGGUGGCGAUGCGAUGGAUGAAUAUCAAGAAAGAUUUCAAUGCUGCGGUAUUAAUGGUGCUGGAGAUUACGCAGGUUUUGUACUUCCGAAAAGCUGCGCUGAUACAAAUUUAAACACCUGGAAUUCGGGUUGUUUACAAAAAAUGAAGACUGAAGCCGAGGAAGACCUAGAGGCGCCUCAGUUCAUUGGUUGGGCUCUGAUGGUUGUCCAGAUGGCUUCUUUUGUCUGUUCCACGAUUAUGGGUGUAAAAUUAAAUAACAGUGCACGACGCGCGCGAUACUAACGAGAUUUUUAGUGUUAGUUGCUAUUGCGCUGAUUAUAGUCAGUGCAUUCGGCCUUAAUCAUACCUUUUACGGCGCUCUUAUCGGCAUUGGAGCAUUUUCGAUUAUAACAUCGAUAUUAGGAUUCUAUGCAGUCAUUAAGGAAAACUUUCG